UGAAAAGAUGGAAAUUCCGGCAGAGAAGACAUUUAGCGGAAGAAUUCAAAUGUCAGUGAUUGAGAGCCACUGAAAGCGGAAAGUCGACGCGCGCAUUGAAUCCGCCAUUUCCCCUUCUUUCUUCCUUUUCUAGCGUGCCGAAACUAAUCCAGCUGGUACAAAAUGGGUAAAGGAAACAACAUGAUCCCGAAUGGGCACUUCCAUAAGGACUGGCAGAAACAUGUCAGGACUUGGUUUAACCAACCAGCCCGCAAAAUCAGACGGAAGACCAAUCGAGUAAAGAAAGCACGUGCCGUGGCGCCUAGACCUGUGGAUGCCCUUCGUCCAGUUGUGAGAUGCCCCACAGUACGGUAUCACACCAAAGUACGUGCCGGACGGGGAUUCACCCUGGCUGAAGUAAAGGCCGCCGGUUUGAACAAGAACUUUGCGAAGAGCAUUGGUAUCUCGGUGGACCACAGGCGAAGGAACAAAUCCAUUGAGUCCCUCCAGACUAACGUGCAGCGUCUGAAGGAAUACAGGGCAAACUUGAUCCUCUUCCCGAAGAACGAAAAGAAGCCCAAGAAGGGUGACUCAAGUCCUGAAGAGUGCAAAGUAGCCACCCAGGUGAAGGGUACCCCCAUGCCCAUUCUCUCGUCCGGAGGGCUCAAGGCCAAGGCCAGGCCAAUUACAGAAGAGGAGAUGAAGUUUAAGGCAUACAUCACCCUUCGUAAAGCCAGGGCUGACGCUAGGCUCGUUGGUAUUCGUGCCAAGCGAGUGAAGGAUCUGGCUGAGAACCCCGAUGAUGUCACCAAGGCUCCAGCCGCCAAGGCCAAGAAGUAAACAUCCCGCUUUUUCGAGUAUUUAAAAAAAAACAACAUCAUUUAUUUUAUUUUGUAAGAAUUGUAUGAUGAAAAUGGUAAUAAAAAUCGGGCUUUGUUUACAACAAA
This is a messenger RNA of Diachasmimorpha longicaudata, 926 nucleotides long. RefSeq names its product large ribosomal subunit protein eL13 (gene RpL13). Bases 163 to 819 code for a protein of 218 amino acids. The record is from RefSeq and is a predicted model, not a curated record. Lineage: Eukaryota; Metazoa; Arthropoda; Insecta; Hymenoptera; Braconidae. Gene Ontology annotation, biological process: translation. The transcript has 4 exons. Gene Ontology annotation, molecular function: structural constituent of ribosome; RNA binding. Gene Ontology annotation, cellular component: ribosome; cytosolic large ribosomal subunit.